Messenger RNA from Anoplopoma fimbria (sablefish), 2780 nucleotides. RefSeq names its product CREB3 regulatory factor-like. Bases 335 to 1933 code for a protein of 532 amino acids. The transcript has 10 exons. Gene Ontology annotation, cellular component: nucleus. Gene Ontology annotation, molecular function: RNA polymerase II transcription regulatory region sequence-specific DNA binding; DNA-binding transcription factor activity, RNA polymerase II-specific. NCBI's taxonomy places the organism in Eukaryota, Metazoa, Chordata, Actinopteri, Perciformes, Anoplopomatidae. Gene Ontology annotation, biological process: regulation of transcription by RNA polymerase II; response to unfolded protein. The record is from RefSeq and is a predicted model, not a curated record.
CUCCUCGUGCCAAAUACCAGUUUUCCAUGCGGCAUGCCAAGGCAGUGUCACAACCGCCCAGCCAAUCCUCGUUUCCUCAUUCUUUCUGUGCCCGAGGUCAAUCCACACAGAACGGCAUAACGCCAUUGUUCUCCACAAUCACUGAUCCAGGGUCAGUGUGAGCCGCCUGCUUCUGGUUUUUCCUUACAGGUACCGAACAGCCGGGAGGCUGAGAGCUACAGGGCUGCGACAUGUGAACGGAGCUCCGCCCCUUUUGACCCUCGACUCUCAACCUUUGCAGAACUCACUUGAGCCUGACGCCGCGACCGCGACCUGACACCCUCCUGCCUCUGGCAUGCCUCAGCCGGGCAUGAAUGGGAUGGAGCCUGCGUUUGGCGAGGCCUACGGGGGUCACAGGGGUCUGCUGAGCCCCUACCCGCUGGCCAUGUCGCCACAAGGGGGCAGGACCGAGUACGACCAGAGUGUGCUCCUCAUGCUGGGCUCCCCUGCAUCGCCUAGGAAACGGCCCUUUGAGUUGCUAAGCGACCUGGUGGACGAUGGCGGCUUUGGCGAGGACCUGCACCCGGAGCGCUGGGACGUGUCCGCGCUGGACGAGAUGGCCCGCUACACCAAGCUGGGCCUCGGGGUGGGGGGGGAGCUGCUGGCCGGCUCGGAGGAGGCGGUCCUGAUGGGCCGCUGGGGGAGGAGCCGGGAGGAGCAGGAGGAGGAGGAGGAGGAGGAGGAGAGACACGCUGCACCUCCCGUCACCCAGGAAGUCCGGGCCACCGCUGCAGGAAGGGAGGAGGGGCGUAGCUCGGUUGUCACGACAACAGAGAGGGCGCUGUUUGUUGCGGGAAGAGCGGUCGGAGGAUUACAGGAUGGGGGGGCGCCGAGGGAGCGAACUGUGGAGGUGUAUCAGGUGGCACAGGAGGAGGAGGAGGAGGAGGCGGCGGCGGCGGCAGGUUUGGCGUUGGAGCACUGCAGCGAGGAGCACAACUACUCCCUGAGUCAGGGGGAGGAGGUGGGGACCGCUCACAACGCCCAGACGGAGGGGCCGAGGGUCGGGGAGACGCAGCAGGAGGCGCCGCCGCGAAGGGAGGAGAGCCAGGCCAAAACUGAGCUAGACGCCGAGGAAGAUGAGGAGGAGGAGCGGGAAGAUGGAGAGGAGGAGGAGGAAGAAGACGAGGAGGAGGACGACGACGAAGGAGAGGAUGGAGCGGAGGAGACGGCGGUGGAGGCCGAACUCUCCAGCUCCUCAGAAACUGAAUGUGAGGUGGAAGCCGAGCCGGCGAGGCAGCCAGGCGAGCGGCCGUCGAAGCGUCGCUGUUUCUGGGAGUACCGGCGAGCUCGGGAAUCGGCCGCGAAGAAGAAACUGGGCGGAGACGUCCACUGGUCUCUGUCCUGGAGCUCCAGCACUCUACCCAGCACCCUGUACCGCCGAGAGGGUAAAAAAGGGCGCCGCAAAGCUCGCAAGACAGACGCCAGCGACCUGACACCGAACCCCCAGAAGCUCCACAACAUCGGGGAGCAGCUGCAGAAGCUCAACGCCGCCAUCGACGGCAUGGGCCCGGUCAACGACCUGCCCGCCGUGGCCCGGGCACGGUCCCGCAAGGAGAAGAACAAGCUGGCCUCAAGGGCCUGCCGGCUGAAGAAGAAGGCCCAGCACGAAGCCAACAAGAUCAAGCUGUGGGGGCUCAACCAGGAGUACGAGAACCUGCUGGGAGCUCUGCUGAGGAUCAAGGAGGUGAUCCGACUGCGGGUGGAGAGCAGCGAGGAGGAGGACACAGACGAGCGAGGGAUGACCCAACGUCUGGAGGACAUCCUCCGAGAGUCCAGCGGUCCUUUAGUCGCCGGGCGGACCAAAGACUUUGUGCAGAGGAUUUUGGCGGCCAGCGCGGGCGGUCUGAACCAGCGCAAAGAGCCUCAACAAGAAGGCGACGAGGCGGCGGGCUAAACUCACCCGUCGAACCUUUUAGCCUCCUCCUCUCCCCCCCCCCCCGUCUCUCUCCUCCACCUCCUCCCUCCCAGCACCAACCAACUGAGCACCUUGUCCAACCUCCGCUCUCACCAUGUAAACACUCGAGCAAAGAGGGUGGAGAUGCUGGGAAGAAGAACAGGAAGAAGGAGGAGGAGGCGGAGGAGGAGGAGGAGGAGUUGGGAGGAAGGAGGAAGGAGUAGCCUAAACAAAAUUGGAGUAAAUUGCCACCCUGCUCCUGGUCGUCUCCUGUUGGCCGUCUCCACCGCUCCGUCUCUGCAGGCUGCACCACCACCACCACCACCACCACCACAACCAGGCCAGAUCUGCUGCUGCUGCUGCUGCUGACGUCUCUGUGUUCUGUCCGUCUGUCCUUCUGUGUGUGUGUGUGUGUGUGUGUGUGUGUGUGUGUGUGUGUGUGUGUGUGUGUGUGUGUGUGUGUGUGUGUGUGUGUUGUUGAAGUGUAUAUACAAACUGUACGAGUGCAUAGUGUCCCUCCUCUCUCCCUCUCUUGUGUGCUGUAUCUGUAUCCCAGUGUGCCUAUGAAUAGACAUUGCACUGUUUUUUCUGUUUUUUUUUUUGUAGAUGGUCGUAGUUGUUGGCGGGGGGGUGUUGGACAUUUGAGGAUAGAGGAAGUGCUAAAAUAAGGAAUCGAGAGGAGCGCCGGCCUUUUUUUUUUUUUUUUGUCAGUCCUCUUUGGGCUGGACUCCUAUAGAAGGGCUGCAUACCAUUCGGAUAAGCGUGGGCAUCUGAAAUAUCAGCGCCAAGUCCAGCUGUAGCCGGGAAACAACAGCGCGUUUGUUGUGUGUCCUCGGAGCUUUAAACC